This is a messenger RNA of Phyllostomus hastatus (greater spear-nosed bat), 10516 nucleotides long. RefSeq names its product potassium calcium-activated channel subfamily N member 3 (gene KCNN3). The record is from RefSeq and is a predicted model, not a curated record. Lineage: Eukaryota; Metazoa; Chordata; Mammalia; Chiroptera; Phyllostomidae. The transcript has 8 exons. Gene Ontology annotation, biological process: potassium ion transmembrane transport. Gene Ontology annotation, cellular component: neuronal cell body; neuron projection; plasma membrane. Gene Ontology annotation, molecular function: small conductance calcium-activated potassium channel activity; calmodulin binding. Bases 304 to 2490 code for a protein of 728 amino acids.
GUGAAGCUGAGCCUGGCCUCGCAAGCUCCUAGAGGACCACCUCCUGAGACAGUUCUUUCUCCCCUCUUCUUUCUCCAAGCUCCCCUCCUACCCUCCCUUCCUGCCCAGUACAAUGCAUUCUUGACUGGAAGCGUCUGGACUCCAAGCAGCCCCAGAGAGCCGGAGCAAGCCACAGAGAGAGGACUGGAGCCAAGACACUCUGGUGGGGAGCUUGGAUGCCUGGCUCUCUUUGAGGACAUCUCUGGAGCAAGUGUGGCUUUGGGGUUGGGGGUUGCGCUGCAGGGAAUCCAGCCAGGCCCCAAGAUGGACACUUCUGGGCACUUCCAUGACUCGGGGGUGGGGGACCUGGAUGAAGACCCCAAGUGCCCCUGUCCGUCCUCCGGGGAUGAGCAGCAACAGCAGCAGCAGCCACCACCACCACUGCCAGCACCACCAGCAGCCCCCCAGCAGCCCCCAGGACCCCCGUUGCAGCCUCAGCAGCAGCAGCAGCAGCAGCAGCAGCAGCCUCAGCAGCAGCAGCAGCAGCAGCAGCAGCCACCGCAUCCCUUGUCUCAGCUCGCCCAACUCCAGAGCCAGCCUGUCCACCCUGGCCUGCUGCACUCCUCUCCCACUGCUUUCAGGGCCCCCCCUUUGUCCAACUCCACCGCGAUCCUCCACCCUUCCUCCAGGCAAGGCAGCCAGCUCAAUCUCAAUGACCACUUGCUUGGCCACUCUCCAAGUUCCACAGCCACAAGUGGGCCUGGUGGAGGCGGCCGGCACAGGCAGGCCAGCCCCCUGGUGCACCGGCGGGACAGCAACCCCUUCACAGAGAUUGCCAUGAGCUCCUGCAAGUACAGUGGUGGGGUCAUGAAGCCCCUCAGCCGCCUCAGCGCCUCCCGAAGGAACCUCAUCGAGGCUGAGCCUGAGGGCCAACCCCUCCAGCUCUUCAGCCCCAGCAACCCCCCAGAGAUCGUCAUCUCCUCCCGGGAGGACAACCAUGCCCACCAGACCCUGCUCCAUCACCCCAAUGCCACCCACAACCACCAGCACGCCGGCACCACCCCCAGCAGCACCACCUUCCCCAAAGCCAACAAGCGGAAAAACCAAAACAUUGGCUAUAAGCUGGGACACAGGAGGGCCCUGUUUGAAAAGAGAAAGCGACUGAGUGACUAUGCUCUGAUUUUUGGGAUGUUUGGAAUUGUUGUUAUGGUGAUAGAGACCGAGCUCUCUUGGGGUUUGUACUCAAAGGAUUCCAUGUUUUCGUUGGCCCUGAAAUGCCUUAUCAGUUUGUCCACCAUCAUCCUCUUGGGCUUGAUCAUCGCCUAUCACACACGUGAAGUCCAGCUCUUCGUGAUCGACAAUGGUGCGGAUGACUGGCGGAUAGCAAUGACCUAUGAGCGCAUCCUCUACAUCAGUCUGGAGAUGUUGGUGUGCGCCAUCCACCCCAUCCCCGGCGAGUACAAGUUCUUCUGGACGGCUCGCCUGGCCUUCUCCUACACACCCUCACGGGCGGAGGCCGACGUGGACAUCAUCCUGUCCAUCCCCAUGUUCCUGCGUCUGUACCUGAUCGCACGCGUCAUGCUGCUGCACAGCAAGCUCUUCACGGACGCCUCAUCCCGCAGCAUCGGGGCGCUCAACAAGAUCAACUUCAACACCCGCUUCGUCAUGAAGACCCUCAUGACCAUCUGCCCCGGCACCGUGCUGCUGGUGUUCAGCAUCUCGCUGUGGAUCAUCGCUGCCUGGACUGUCCGCGUGUGCGAAAGGUACCACGACCAGCAGGACGUAACCAGUAACUUUCUGGGUGCCAUGUGGCUCAUCUCCAUCACAUUCCUUUCCAUUGGUUACGGGGACAUGGUGCCCCACACGUACUGUGGGAAAGGUGUCUGUCUUCUCACCGGCAUCAUGGGUGCGGGCUGCACUGCCCUCGUGGUGGCCGUGGUGGCCCGGAAGCUGGAGCUCACCAAAGCGGAGAAGCAUGUUCACAACUUCAUGAUGGACACUCAGCUUACCAAACGGAUCAAGAAUGCUGCGGCCAAUGUCCUGCGGGAGACGUGGCUCAUCUAUAAGCACACAAAGCUGCUCAAGAAGAUCGACCACGCCAAGGUCAGGAAGCACCAGAGGAAGUUCCUGCAGGCCAUCCACCAACUGAGGAGUGUCAAGAUGGAGCAGAGGAAGCUGAGUGACCAAGCCAACACCCUGGUGGACCUCUCCAAGAUGCAGAAUGUCAUGUAUGACUUAAUCACAGAGCUCAAUGAUCGGAGCGAAGACCUGGAGAAGCAGAUUGGGAGCCUGGAGUCCAAGCUGGAGCAUCUCACCACCAGCUUCAACUCCCUGCCCUUGCUCAUCGCGGACACACUGCGCCAACAGCAGCAGCAGCUGCUGUCUGCCAUCAUCGAGGCCCGGGGUGUCAGCGUGGCGGUGGGCACCACUCACACCCCGCUCUCCGACAGCCCGAUCGGGGUCAGCUCCACCUCCUUCCCGACCCCAUACACAAGUUCGAGCAGUUGCUAAAUAAACCUCCCCAUUCCAGAAGCAUUACCCAUAGGUCUUAAGAUGCAAAUCAACUCUCUCCUGGUCACUUUGCCAUCAAGGAACACUGAGACCAGGGGAUGUAAGGAAGAGAGACCAAGCUCAUUAACUAACUCGUGUUCAUUCGGCGUGCUUGGUUUGAUAUGCCUUGAAACCAGAAAUCUAAUCUCUGUUUAGGUGCCUCUACUUGGGAGCAGGAAGCUGAGAUGACAGGAAGCAACGCCUCUGGCAGGGCCCUUGCUGCAGUUGGUGGAGAACAGAAAUCCACGCUCAAUCUCAGGUGUUCACACGGGGGCGGGGGUCAGAUGCACUGACGCGGCCAACAGUGAACUGCCCGGAAGAGGGGCCCGCUGUGGGAGGGGCACGUCCGGCGUGGGGAGUGGGCUCCUCGCCACUGGGGUCCUCCAGCACACCUCUCUCUUUUUCUUUUGUCUGAGGAAACUGCUGGAUGACAAAAGGAAAAGAGAGCUGCCCACAUGUUGCCCAAACAGGCAUUCUUCCCUUCCAUAUCUUAUACAAUCGUAAAUCUCAAUUUAGACAGAAAAAUAAAAAGCCAGAUUUUCCAUCCAAUAUCAAUACCCACAUAAACCUGUGUGUUUGCGAGUGUGUGCGCACACACAUCCCACAGUCAACCCAGGUCUACUCUUGUUUGAACUUGACCCAAAUGAAAAGGGACCUGGCACCUUACCUUGCACACAGUAGGACUGGUUUGGGUCAAGGCACUCCCUAAAUGUGUGCUGAGUUGGUUUGAAUCCGAAUGUGGGAGCUUUCAGUGCAGGUCGUGUGCUGGUGCUGGCCACAUUCUGAGCUCCACGGAAGGCGGGUUCUUCAGACACAAUGCAGGCCGCUCCGUCCUGGGCGUGCGCUGUGUUUGCUUGGUUUGGGAUGAUGCUGAGCUAAGACUGUUGGCAUUCUGGACGGAUAAGCGGCCUUCUAAAAACAGCAGCUUUGCAGAGCUUUCUUCUUAUAGCUCAACAAGCUAUAUUCCUGUGGAGCACACAGCCAGGUGUGUGCGUGUGAGGGACGGGGACAGGACCUGUGCAUGCGUGUGCCUGCCACGCACUGACAAGUGCAGCCCAGUGACACCUGAGCGCUGUCUGGGGGUUUGCUCAGCUAGGUUUACCCAGUGACAGGUUUCCAGAUCCAGAUGUUAGGGGUGCAGGGGGUCGGUGCCUCAUGUGGUCCCUUCCACCUGACUUGAAAUCACCUCAGAGUGAGAGGCUCUGAGAAUUAAGGGAGCCCGUAGGGACCUGUGGGUCAGGCAGGUUGACCCAGAUGCAUGGAUUUGUCAGUGGCCUGUCCCUGCUGUGCCGUGUUAACCUUGCGGCAAACUCUAAUGUCUCUCAAACUCCGAGAGACUUCAGAAGCAUUAAGACCCAGUGUAGGGACAGGCCUUGCGAGGAGGGGCCUGUGGAAGCAAAGGAGUUGCAUUGCUCCCGAACCUGCCCACACAUCAUGCGUGCGGUGUGAAAGCCAGCGUGUCAUUCGUUGCUUUUUCAUUCCAAGGUCUUUGACUUCUGUUUGUGGGGAGUUACUUGGACUGCAUGGAAUAUUUUAUCUGUUUGUGGCAAAACAAGACUGCUGUGUGUGUGCAGUUCCCUGCCGGGUUUCACUUUGCGCAGGGAUGCCGUCGCCAUUCUGAAGGCCGUGUCCGGCUGUGCAGCCUGUCCGGCAGGCUGGGCCUGGUCUUCAAAGAACAGGGAAUCAGGCAAAGGUAGAUGACCCCAGGACUAAGGCCACUCUUUCAAGAAGAUCGGGGCUCUCACUAAACUUCUUUUAUCUAUUUUUAUUGCUGUUGCUGUUCCUUUAAUGGUCUCAUGUUUAUUUUGAUAACCCCUUUGGACAUUUUCAUUGGUUGUUUUGCCUACCACAGAUGCCACACUUGCUGUUAGCUUUUUAUUUUUUUUACUUGUUCUUUUAACUAUUGACUACCUGAAAGAUCCCUCUCUUUUAUGUCCCAAGAAUGGUGCCCCUGUUUUCAGUGACAGCUCAGCUGAUCAGAUCAGUAGAUGUGUAAACAGAUGAAAUAACCAUGCAGUUUCUUUGUGGCAUGUGUUUCAUUUCACAAGGUGAAGGCCACUGACAGGUCAGGCUGGGAGUGCUGGUUCUGGUUGUUUAAGCUACAGGGGCUGUAGCUUAAAUGUCAGUUUCCCUUCGCGCUUUCCAGUCGGCUGCGCAUGCACACACACACGGCGAUUCAGUCCGCAUUUCCCAUGAGUUCCAUGCAAGAUCCCACUGCCACUCCCCUCCCCAAAAGUGUGCGCAGACUGUCACUGACCCACCCCAAUCUGGGGAUGAUGCUUUGAUCCAUCAUGAAUGCCGUACACUUAGUUAACCCCCAAAGACCGAGCUAGCAACACUAGUAAAGGGCGUGGCUGGAUUCAUUUCCAGUACUGGUAGCCACUGGCAUCCUAGAAACACACGGGCAUUUAGGGCAUGACUUGACCUAUUGGUAGUGCAAUAGCUAUGUAUUGUUGGCAAAAGAAUACUUACUGUUUCCCCAAAAUGUGGUCGAGUUUGCAUGUUGAUCCUGCAGUGGUAAAUGGAAGAAGGCUGCUUCUCUGCACUAGUAAUUCAGCUUUAUGCGGGAAGCCACUCACUCUCCUGCAAGUACAAUCAACCCUUGGCGACUUAACUAUCGAUUAUCCAGGGCAUAGCUCACCCAGGUGUUCCUCCCACAGCCAGUCUUUUGGCUGAUUCCACUGUGCUUCAGCAUCGCAGUCAGAUGGGAAGAGGGGCCAGGUGGAUCUCAUACCAUGCCUUCUUGUUCCUUAUUUCCAAGUUUGAUGGUGGAGGAGGUUUCAUUACCUACUGAAGAAUUGGCUAUGUGUAAAAACUGUGCAUUACAAUAACCUCACUCCAGUACUGAACCAGUUGAGUUCUGCCCACUCCUGGAAAGCUGACCCAGUGUCAGGGCCCCUACUAUGACCUUUCUGAUAACUUAGUUACAGGUCAAAGUACCCUAAUGUCCCCUAAAAUAUCAAGAUACUUGAAUUAAAAAUACAGGGCCACCCCUCAUCGCUUAAGCCAUAUUAUAGCUCCACGUACUGUAAAGUCAGGGAUGUACUGUGAUACUUUAAGACCACUAAUCUCAGUGGAAUUUCAGGACAUAGCAUCAGUUGGUAAAUCAUACCAGACUAGGGGCUCACUCCUCCUUAGAUUGAAGUCCAAAUAAAAGUCACCUUUGGCUGAUCAUAUAUUGAUAUGACCAUCAUGAAUAAAUUGUCACAAAGUAUCUACAAACUGCUCUUGCCAUCCUUAUAAUAUAACUUCAUGAAUUCACGUCUCCAGAAAUGCUUAAUACAAUCCAAAAGAGCAAGAGGGGUGAGGCCCUGAGUCAUCACUACCUAGUGGCAUCAGCAGGCACCAGUGGUGCAGUCUUGUAACUGGAGGUGCAGAGAGUGCGUGUGCAAGCCAGUGCUAAAGUGCUGAGCAGGUGCCAGCUACUGUUGUUCAUGUAAGGGUGAGAAGGGACAGCAUGGGAGAAGUAAUGACUUCAUAUACUCGAGGACUUCCCCUUAGAUUUGCAGUAAUUUCCUUGUAAAUGAUGGAAAAGAAGAAAACUAGAGAGUCAGAAUCAUAAUAAAUAACAUCCUAACAUCGCAUCCACAUCUUUGGCUGAUACAUAUUACCACCUCAUACCUCCAUUUAUUUGUACUUAAAAAGAAGAUAAUAGUGAAUAUUCUUAAGUACAAAAUAUUCGAUAGAUUUUAAAAAGUGGAAUCGCUGUUGUCAUCAGCAGCAAACUGGACUGACGCUAUCUUGUCCACACUUUGAUGUUAUGUCUGAAGGCAAUCAGUAGUUACCAAAAAGUAAUUAUUAUAUAUCAACUAGGUAAUGAGAUGAACAGGGAGAAGUAUGGGAGGAGCACACAGCUCCAGGACCUCUCCCCUCUUCAGAGUGUACCUUGACAAACAGUGCACCCCAAAUUAAGAAUCAGUGUUUCAACCCAGAUCAGGGGUGUUACUCCAUCACAGCACCACAACUGGGACACCGUGAAAGCAUUGCACUACCAGUAGGUUACUACUCUUUUUAAGUUACUGCUUUCAAAUCCUAAAACACAUCCCUAGUUCUAUACGGUCAUUCUACUUCCCUGGAAGUGGCUGACCAGCAGAUUAGGGACCCGUUAGCGGUCAUUCUGCUGUCCCUAUGGACUCCGCAGUGUUCGGUUCCCAUACUGUAGCUAUUGGGUGGUCUCCUAGUAGGCACAGAGCAGCCCCUCCCCUCACCCUGCAGCUCGAUGAUGCCCUAGACAACGCCCCUUCCUUCUCUACUGCAGCCAAAGUAAUCAUUACAACAGUGGGAUUAUUGAUACUGCUGAGAAAGGCGUGUCCCGGGGAUAGCAAUAUGAACUGUCUGCCUCUGGUAUAGAAUAUAUUAGUAGGUGAGUGCUCUUCAUCCUGAAAGCUUAUGCCAGGUUGCAUGAAUAGAAACAUUAAACUCCUGUGGACAAGUAAUAUGUAGAUUUUUACUGAAAUAGACUGAAGCUUAUUAAAACGUAUUCAGUGCAAUGGUAGAUAAAUAUAUACAGACUAGAGAAAAAAUAACUGUGAUCUUUUUUUUUUUACACCAUUACUGGAAGCACCCAAACAUGAACUGGAGUUCCCUCUGAACAAAACCAUUAUCAAAUCUUCAACGUAUGACCUCUAAUCUAGGUGCCAAGCGCUCUGCGACACUUAUUUACUUACACACCCAAGAAAUGCAUUGUGGAAGCUGUAAUCUUGGACCUGAACCAUGAAACAAACAAAAGGGACGUUGUGACCAACCGAGCUGAUGGAGCAAAAGCACAAAUUCAACAUCAACCUGAAGUUAGGAUCCCAAAGAGAUGCUGACUUUAUAGCAAAAAAAAAAAAAUCAACGACAAAUCAAAUACGAGCCCAAUUAGAACAGCUGACAUCCAGAUCCACGGAAGAAGGACAGGGAAUAAAUGACAUUCUCUAGCUGUGUCACAUUAUUUCGGUUUUUGAAUCUCAAUCAGGACCAGUUCACCUUCACGGACACCGUUGGCAAUGGCCCAGCAGCUUGGUCUUGGCCCCCGACUCCCUCUCUGCACUGGGCAAGCGCGAACAACGGAAGGGAAUGCCGGGGUGUUGACGGAGGAAACGUUUUCAUGGCAAACUCAGAAACUGAAGUGUUUAUAUUCAGAACCAGAUGAGCUUCAACAUGAAUUUGCAUCUUGCCUCUGUACCGCUUGCUAUUUUUUAAUGAUAGGAGAAAGCAUAUCAGUUUAUUUUAAAUAUGAAAUAUAUUGCUAUAUUACAAAAUAUAUUGUAACUUUCAAUUAACGUUUUGUAUCAAACUGGUCUUUGGCGGGCCAAGCGUGCGCCUGCUCCCCCAACGACUGUUUCUGAGUACACAUCACCGCUAGGGGCGCCCGACCCCAGAACAGGGUUCUCAUCCUGCAGAACUGCCAUAUCCUAACUCCCCGAGACCUGGCUAUUAGAGACAAAAGAACAUUAUUCCGAGCUUAGAAGGAUAUUUCUACCCUAAAUUCUAUCAAGCCAUUCCAGAAGGGAGUUUUAAAAGCCAUCACUCCUGUAGUAGCCGUGCAAAGCCAGUGUAAUCAAAGUGCAGGCUCCUUCUAUGUGAAGCCAAGGCCCUCAUUGCAUGAAUUACAUGUCUCGAACUCAGCCGACCGGUUUUUCCUUUGGCAGUGUCAGGUUUGGGCAUGAGGAAGAGUCUUGUUCUCCGGUGACACGAAAGGCUCACAAUUCUAGGCAUCAUCACAGAUUUUCUCUGUGUCAGAGUAGACGCUGCACUGGCAUUCCAUGGCACUGGGCCCUGCGGGAGCCCCUGAGCGCGUGCGCUUUUCAGAAUGGCUGCACCGCGGAGGGAGCGAGGGUUGCGCUGUUCGCCCACAGCGUGGAGCAUGGCUCCUGAGGGAAUGAAAGAGAGGGCAGGACAGCACAGCAAGAUCCAGCAAGGGCUUCCUCUUCUACUAGUUUACUCUAGCUACGAGGGAAGAAAGAGCUCAAUCUAGAUGUUUUCCUUUAUUGGCAAAAUUGGGGGGAAAUUCUCUACUUAAGCAACUAUGAAGUUCAUUGCCCUUCUUCUCUGGUCAGUCGAGACACACAGAAUUUCUCACUUCCUUCCUUUGAGUGACGGAGGGGCUAGAUGAAAACCAGAUGUGGAGGUUAUGGAGCAAAUAUUUCCUAGAAGCUUUGGGCCUCCUCCCGAGGAGGGCCCUCACUCAUUGUCAUCAUUUUGGGGUAACGGUACACAGGUGCAAACCACGCAGCAUCAGAGUAGAGUUAACUGAGUGUGGAGUGUGCUUAUCUCUUCCUUUCACAAACCCUGAAAACACACAGGUGUACUGACAGUGCAAAACAACAGGUUUUCUCCUGGGGAAAAGGCUGGAAUCCUCUUAAACUUCCAUCUAUUUGAGCCAAAAUGUAGACAAGGCUUGGGCCUCGAUGAUAUUAGUUAUUCAUGUCAUCCAAAGGACAAAUAUCGAAGUGCCCAGCUUCAACCUGCACAUGCAGCUGAGACCUGCCUUGCAUGCACAUGGCCCAGACUCACUCUGACUGAACCACAUUCUCUUGGGGUCUGCACUGCUUCUCAGCUGCACGUAGGCUGAGCUCUACCAAAGCCAUGAGAACUCCAGGGCACCUGCUUCUAGCAGGGUUCUCGCUCCCUGGGCAAUGGAAAUUAGUUUAUUCUCAGUUUUAUAACUGAUUGAUGAAUGUACUGGUGGUGAUUUAUUUGUCUCUUUAUAUUUUUCUGCUACUAAAUAGAACUGAACUGUCCUUUUUGCUUUUCCUUCAAGUGCUUCUUGGACUAAAGUUCUUACGUUUCUAGAAAGGGAAUGUAUUCUAAUUUUCCCCUCAAGGUUAUUAUUCAGUCUAGGUCGAGGAAACCAAUGGACAUUCCUGACUUCAGGAAAGCAGACCUCUUGCCAAUGAUUCAGGUGUGCGGCUGCACGCUGACCAUUAGUACUCGAGGACUGGCCCAUGGGCCAGCCGCAUCCUUACCACCUGGCUCUGCUUGUUAGAAAUGCAGAGCCUCCGGCUGCACGCCAGACCGACAUAGUCGAGUGCAGCACUUUAACAGGGUCUCCGGUGGUCUGUGCCCACACUAAAUACUGAGAAGCACUAGCUUUCCCACACAGCAAUGGCAUUCAACCUCCUCAGUAAUCAGAAAAUUCAACCAUUUCUUCCUUUUGCAGAAUUAUUUGAUGAAGCAAAUUGUCCUGUGUGGUCAUAAGGAUAAAAACAAACACACCUUAAAAUUCUACUUGAGGUCAUAUAGCUUGGGUGGCGUGCAAAAAGAGAGUGUCUUUCUCCAGUCUGAUUUUAUAAAGCUCGGUUCAUAGCUUUGAGCCACCUCAAAGCCCCCGGUUAGGGUUUUCAUUGUGGCCAGUGCUGGCAAGGCCAUCAGAGUGUGAGGUGGCCCCUCGGGGCAGGUGCCCGGGAAGGUCUGCUCAGCCCAGUGCAGAAUCGGGCCGCUUCUUUGGGAAACCUGCCUCCCAGCAGCAGGAACUCGCCUCCCUAGAGGAAACUAGCAAGGGGAGUUAGUCUAACCACCCAGAAACAUUCCUGAUCUCCUCUUAAACCAAUUCCCUCAUUCAUUACAGCAACCAGAGACACUCCAAGGUGAGCAAGGAAGGAUAGGAACUGUGAUAUUAGCACCAAAAUUGAUAUGUACCCAGAAACAGUAUGUUCUAAAUUAAUGGCUUUAACCUGUUCAUUGUAAAAAGUGCCUUGGACUUCAAUCUAAAGAGGUCAGUAUAAAUAUAUGUGUGUGUGUGACGUAUGUAGGCAAAUAUUUACAUAUGUAUACAUACAUAGGUGCACACACAUAUACCCGCACAUUCAUAUAUAAUAUAUACAUACAUAUAUAGACGCUUCAUAAUAUAUUGCUAUUUGCAGCUCCAUUUCUUUUGUCUGGUCCUAUGUUUAUUUGUUCAGUGAGAUCUUUACAUAGAGAGGUUCUAUUCAGGACAUCGAUGUAUUUUUUUUGUUUGUUUUUUACUUUUUAUUAAAAAGGUAAAGGAUAAUUAAAAAAAAAA